This is a messenger RNA of Eruca vesicaria subsp. sativa (arugula), 410 nucleotides long. The record is from the annotation of a GenBank genome assembly. Lineage: Eukaryota; Viridiplantae; Streptophyta; Magnoliopsida; Brassicales; Brassicaceae.
UUCUUUUCCACAAGUGGAGAGGUUUUUUCAUUUCUUUUUUUGAAAAUGGCUGCGGCGAUGAUGAGAUACAAAGGAAGCGUUUUUAUCAUAAUCAUCUUCUUAAUCGCUCUUCUUACGUGCUCACAUGUUCACUCUUCUUCUACAAAAUCGUUCUUCUGGUUAGGACAAACAGAAGACACCAAAGCCAUGAAAAAGGAGGAGAAAGAGAUUGAUGUUGGAUCAGCUAAUGAAGUUGAAGAAAGACAAGUUCCGACCGGAUCCGAUCCUCUUCAUCAUAACCACAUUCCCUUCACUUCUCCAUAGCUUAUUACAUCUGCUGUUUCCCACACUUCACUUAGUAGUUUUGUAACAACAAGUUUUGCAUUUUCCAGUUUUGAGUUUUGUUUAUCCGAAUGUUACUUUAAUUUAUU